CCAGCACCGCCGCUGGGGUGAGGCCUGGCUGAGACCGGACCGGAGACGGGCCCAGGGAACCGGGAAUGUCAGCUGCCGAGGCCUUCGUCACCCUCGUCACCUCAGACUCCUACGUCCAGGGAGCCGUCGUGGUGGCGCGGAGUCUCCGGAGACACGGGACCACCCGCCGCAUCGUUGUCAUGGUUACGCCCAACAUCUCAGAGCAGUCCAGACUGGCCCUGCGGAGCGUGUUUGACGCCGUGGUGGCGGUGGACGUGAUGGACAGCGAGGACCAGGUCCGUCUGUCCCUGCUGGGACGUCCCGAGCUCGGAUCCACCUUCACAAAGAUCCACUGCUGGACGCUGGUCCAGUUCAGCAAGUGUGUGUUCCUGGACGCCGACACACUCGUCCUGUGCAACGUGGACGACCUGUUUGAGCGGGACGAGCUGUCGGCGGCUCCGGACCCCGGCUGGCCCGACUGCUUCAACUCGGGCGUGUUCGUCUUCCGGCCGUCCCUGCAGACGCACGCCGGGCUCCUGGAGCACGCCCUGCACCGUGGCAGCUUCGACGGAGGAGACCAGGGUCUGCUGAACUCCUUCUUCGGCUGGCCGGCCGGAGACAUCCGCAAACGUCUGCCGUUCGUCUACAACCUGAGCGCCAGCUCCGUCUACAGCUACCUCCCUGCCUUCCACCAGUUUGGUCACGACGCUAAGAUCGUCCACUUCAGCGGGGCGGUGAAGCCCUGGAGCUGCUGCAGGGAGAACCCGUCACCAGAGACGGGAAAGUUCGUGUCCCUGUGGUGGAAGGAACACCUGAGUCACGAGACAAAACCUGCUCCAGAGUCCCGGCCCAAACACACCCGGAAGAAACCACAGAUCCAGGAACGAGAGGACGAGACGCCGUUCAGACAAAACCUGGACCACUCCACCUCGUUGCUCGCUCAUUUUCCUGCACCGUCGGAGACGCCGCCGCGGGCGCCGGCCGACACGACCACGUUUUCCCACACAGAGACAGAGGACGAGUCGGGAUCACGGGGGAGCGUAGAGGUCCAGGACCCGCCUCCAGGACCAGAGGAACCGGACCCCGGUCCUCCACCCGGACCUCAUCCCUCCCCUGCAGACGGCGAGACGCAGCGGGAGCGUCGGCAGAUGUGGGAGUCCGGCCGGGCCGACUACCGGGGCAGAGACGCUUUCAGCAACAUCCAGAAGAUGCUGGACCGAUUCCUGGACUGGAAGAUCCGCGCGUGACGGAGGCCCCGCCCCCUUUGACGGACAGGCCCCGCCCCCUUUGACCUGUUUGAUGUGUG
Molecule: messenger RNA, 1285 nt
Organism: Cololabis saira (Pacific saury)
Lineage: Eukaryota; Metazoa; Chordata; Actinopteri; Beloniformes; Belonidae
Gene: gyg2
Product: glycogenin 2
Exons: 9
Coding region: 66-1226 (386 amino acids)
Cellular component (GO): cytoplasm
Molecular function (GO): glycosyltransferase activity
Source: RefSeq, a predicted model, not a curated record